Molecule: messenger RNA, 3929 nt
Organism: Owenia fusiformis
Lineage: Eukaryota; Metazoa; Annelida; Polychaeta; Sabellida; Oweniidae
Source: the annotation of a GenBank genome assembly
CCGGAAGUAGGCCUUACAUCGAAAAUAAAUUUUUCAGACUUUCUAGAGUGAUACGUUUGUAACAGUUAGACACUUGAGAAGAUGGCACUGUCGUCAGAUAGUGAGAGUGAAUGCUUCUUUGAUGCCGAGGACGCAUCUCCAGCUCGAAUAACCAGUGAGGAUGCUGCUGAAAUAAGAGCAAGGCUGGCCAGCUCUCCUACUACUAUGCUGGAGGAGGCAGAGAAGAAGCUGCUUGAAGCCAAACGUAUUGCAGAUGAACGCAGAAGAAAAGAAGAUGAGGAGAUUGAAAAACAACUUGAAGAAUUAGAGAAAAAGAAAGAAGAAGCGAAACAAAAGAAAAUAGAAAAGCAACAGAAACUAGCGGCUGAAAAAAGAGCAACAGAAAAUGAAAAAAGGCGGAAAAAAUUAGAUGACAUGCGACGUAUGAUGUCAGACAAUCCUUCACCCGAGACAUCAAGUGAUAGGCCUCCUCCUAAACCUCCAAGGCUAGAUACUGGUCAAGGUGAAGGUGAAACAUCAACCCAGGUUAACAAUAUAUCUGAAACUGACCCAGAUCAAACUUGUGUUAUGGAACUUGUCAAUGAUAAUAAUAGCAAUAGUGUAAAAAUCGACAACACAACUGAGAGCCAAGGUCAAUGUGAAGGCCAUGAGGUCAUGGUGACCAACAUUUCGCCUGAAUCUAGCAAAGAUAACACAAUAAGAAGAAACUUAAAUAUAUCCCUGGAGGAGAAUGAACAUGAAAAAUCACUAUCCAAUAGUAAAAACUUUGCUGAUUUGACAAACAGUGAAUCAAAAGUUAUUGAGAAUAAACUCAGUGAGUCAGAGCCAGAUUUAGUGCAGUGUGUAAACCCUCCAAGAGUAGCAGACGGCCCCACAGGACCAGUGGCUCCACCUAGGAGGAAAAAGAAACCAAAUGAUAGAAAUUCAGCUGAGGGGGUAUCCCUGACUUCAGAGAGUGAACCUAGUCAACCACUCGCUACCCCUACCACCACAGUGUUCAGUCUAACCAAAGAGCUAGAACACUCCUUGGACCUACACAGUGCCACUAGAGGGGAGAGUGUCAUUAGUACAGAGGUUGCGGAUGCUGCAGCUCCCGAAGCCAAUACAUCGGAGGAUCACCAUGGUGAUCAGGGUGAGAAGGAUAGAUCAGAUGAAUUCCAACUAGUUGUACGUAAUUUAGACACGGGUGAGAUGAUGCCAGUAGAUGUAAUAGAAGAGACACUUGCCAGGCAGGCCCAGGCAAAAGCAAAACCAGGCUCUUUAGAUGGUAAUCUGACACUAGAAGCAGCAACAAACAUCCAUUCACCAAACUCAAAGUCAAAUUCUCUUCCAAGACCACGCUCAAAUUCUGGCAGGUUUUUAUCAGAUAAGGAAAUCUUGGAGGCAAUCACUGUGUUAAAUCUUGACACUGGAGAGAUCAUUCCAUUGAGUGUAGCAGAGGAGAAACUGCCCCAAUGUGUCAACCCCAUGGCUUUACAUAUUAUGAGGCGUACCAAAGAGUACUCAAGUGGGUCAAGUUUGCACCGUGAGCGCCAAAGUGACGAUGAUGAUGAUGAGGAUCAUGGGAAAUUACAUGCAGCUGCAAUGAAAACUGGAAAGGAAGUGAAGAAAAAAACGAUAAAAAUCAAGAAAUUCUUGGGGAAAACUGUCAGUAAGAUCAAGUCUAAAGCUGAUGAAGUUCUCCAUGACGACAGCUCAUCUGAUGAAGAAGUGAUAGAUGGCAAACUUGCAUUCUAUAAGAUCAAAGCUUCCAGGAACAACAAAGGACCAUAUGACUUCUUUGGUAUAAAACCUGUCCAGGAUCUUGGAACUAAUAAUGGUGCUGUAUGGACUAUGAAGUUCUCACACUGUGGCAGGUUGUUGGCCACAGGAGGACAAGAUAGUGUUAUAAGAAUAUGGGUGCUCAAAGAUGCGUAUGCCUACUUUGAUGAUAUGAGGCAGAAAUACAGUGAAAGUAAAGUGUCCCCUGCACCUUCUCAGGAAAGUCUAGGCUCAAUGUCAGAAACUCACUCAGAAACAGCCUCAUUAUCAGAUAUUGGGGAUGGAGAUUCCGAGAGUAAGGCAAAAGAGACGAGCGUAGAAGAGGAAGAGGAGGCUGUUGGUGGUGAGGAAGAUGAAGAUCGUCACGCACCAUUUGUUAGAAAGCCAUUUUGUAUUUACCGUGGCCAUACAGCGGAUGUACUGGAUAUAUCUUGGUCUAAGAAUUACUUUGUCUUAUCUUCCUCCAUGGAUAAGACUGUUAGACUGUGGCAUGUGUCCAGAAAGGAAUGCUUAUGUUGUUUCCAACAUAUUGACUUUGUUACUGCCAUAGCGUUCCACCCAAGGGAUGACAGGUAUUUCCUGAGUGGAUCCCUAGAUGGUAAGCUAAGACUCUGGAACAUUCCCGACAAGAAGGUGGCGCUGUGGAAUGAAGUGCGUGAUGGCUCAACGCGGCUCAUUACAGCCGCAAACUUUUGUCAAAAUGGAAAAUUUGCAGUAGUAGGCACUUAUGAUGGGAGGUGUAUAUUCUUUAUAACUGAGCAACUGAAAUAUUUCACACAGAUCCAUGUGAGAUCAACCAGGGGCAAGAAUGCUAAAGGACGCAAGAUCAGUGGAAUAGAGCCACUACCAGGGGAGGAUAAGAUCCUAGUGACAUCCAAUGACUCCAGGAUUCGACUCUAUGACCUGAGAGACCUGAGUCUGACUUCCAAAUACAAAGGUUGUGCCAAUAAUAGCAGUCAAAUAAAAUCCAGUUUUAGUUCCAAUGGUAAAUACAUCAUCUGUGGCAGUGAAGACCACUUUGUGUACAUCUGGAAGACGAAUCAUGAUAAUCAUAAGUUCACCUCAGCCAGGAGAGACAGGAAUGCAUACUGGGAGGGCAUCAAAGCGCACACAGCAGUUGUCACGGCAGCCAUCUUUGCACCAAACCCUGCUCUCAUUAUCAAACCUAAAGAGGGCACCACUGAACAGGUUGAUAAUGAGCGCAAGCGCAAGAAUGAUAAGCAAGAAGGACCAGGAGAGGUGCUAGUAUCAGCUGAUUUCACUGGACUUGUUAAAGUGUUUGUUAAUAAAGUGAAGAGUAAAGAGACAGUGGCAACCUCCAAACAUAAACACUGACAUUCAGAACAUAGUUGAAUAUGUCAUGUCAUUGAUCAUGCUUGAAGCAUGGAAUGAAGUGGAAAUAGAGAGGACGUUUUAGAAAACAAAAUGGAUUCUACAUGCCAUGUAAAGUUUUACAUUCUCUAUUCAUUCUAGUUCAUUUAGGUGAAAUAGAACUUCUUUUAAUUAAUCACAUCUAGUUCACUCUAUUUGGACCAAGAUACUUCAAAUAAGUUCUAUUUCCAUCUAUUGGUUUAGAUCACAUAUUAAAACCUCCAUGUGUCAGAGCUUUUAGAAUUUUUAUGCAAUAGAAAUUUUUGAAUACAGUGAAUUGCCAGCUGCCCGAUAACUCAUUAUAUUGUUGGUUCCACCUUCCACUCACUAUAGCUCAUGCUUCAAACAAUCUUUGACAGUUUCUUUUAUGUGAACUGUCACAUAUUCUAGUGAAAUACACAACAUUCCCAUCGAGACCUAACUCACUAUGAGAAUUUGAUUUUAGACAUACUUGUAGCAGUAGCACUUAGAACAGCUUUUAUAAUUCACCAUGGGCUUUCUAGUCAUAGAAGGGUUGUUAAUAAAAAGAACCAGGAAAUAGCUCUAUACUGUAUAAAACCAUUUAAGAGUAGUUGUACAAGCAUUAAGCAGAAGUAGUUUGGUUGUUUGCCCGGGUUGUUUUUUUCACACAUUGUGAUGUGUUUUAGACUAGUUACCAGGGCACAAAUUUGUUAUGGCCAGUGUUCAGUUCUUUCCAGAGACCUCCUCCAUUUGCAUUUACAUUUGAUGUCACUGAAAUGUGGUACAUCAAGUUUUAAGCAUGUCCAUAAAAAACGUCAAAUUGAAAAAAAAGUUUU